UUGAGCAUUCUACCCCUCCAGCCUCCCCACUGUCCUUGAAAGGUUGGUGCGGAAGGUUAUCUGGAUGUGGGGUUUCAUUGAGUGAAGCAGCAGGUUGGUAUAAAAGGAGUCACUUGAGAGCAGAGACCUGAAUAAGAAGGAAGCAGUGAUCAGAAAUCUGAGCAGAGUCAGUAAGGAGAAGGCACUGGACCAAGUGACACUGCAGCAGAUCAUUUCAGAAGUUAGGUAUUGAAGAUGCUGCGUCCAGUUUGGGGCUGUGUUGUGGUUGUGCUGGGGGUGAUGUGGUUCUACAGCAGUGGAGUGCAGAGUCAAUGUUCGGAGCACAGUCAAUGCAGAGACCUUUCCUCAGAGGAAAACAUACUGGAAUGUAUACAAGCCUGUAAAGUCAACCUCUCUGCUAAGUCCCCCAUCUUACCUGGAAAUGAGCAUCUCCAGCCUACCUCCGAGGAUAUUCAGAACUACAUGAUUAGACACUUUCGCUGGAACACAUUCGGUCAGAGAAUGAACGGCACACCUGGAGGCAGUAAGGGGGAGAGUGCCAGUACCAUCCUUAACGUUCUCCUAGCAGCGUUAUCCCAACCCACAGAUGAAGUUGAGAGGGAAUCUGAGGAGGCAGAAGGGCUGCAGCAGCACAGGCGGGAUGACAAGAGGUCUUAUUCCAUGGAGCAUUUCCGCUGGGGCAAACCUGUGGGUCGCAAGCGCCGUCCGGUGAAGGUGUACCCCAACGGAGUGGAAGAGGAGUCUGCUGAGAGCUAUCCUGCCGAGAUCCGCCGGGACUUGUCACUCAAGCUUGAUUACCCCCAGGGAGAGGAGCUGGAGGAAGUGUUCGGAGGGGAGAAUGACCUCCUUAACCUCCAGGAGAAGAAUGGUGGCUCCUACAAGAUGCAUCACUUCCGUUGGAGUGGCCCACCCAAGGACAAGCGCUAUGGGGGCUUCAUGAAGUCUUGGGAUGAGAGGAGCCAGAAGCCCUUACUGACUCUCUUCAAAAACGUCAUGAUCAAGGAUGGCCAUGAGAAAAAGGGCCAGUAAAGGGCUAUGCACUUUGUUUCUUUCUCUCUCUCUCUCUCUCUUUCUCCUUUGUUGCACCGAUCUCAUAGGUAGUCAGCAGUUAGCAAGAGCAUCCAUGUUGGAAACAAAGCCUUCAUUCAUCAUUUCUGACAAAAUCCCCUGCUUACAAUGUAGUCACCAAUAAAUGAUGAAUAUUGUAUAUACAAAAUAAAUGCAUUUGUGAGUAAGUGCCUAGUUUUGGGAGGGGAGCUACACGUAAAAAAGGAAGAGCUAUUUUCUUAUUUGUUGAACUGUACUAUACUGUAAAUGAAUUAAACAAAAAUGCAAGCUAACAAAAAGUAUUUUUUUAUUUCUAUUCACUAAUGGUGUUUCAGACCUACAGGUCUUAGCAAAGGGCCAACUCUGGCGCAAAGUAUUCAACACACUGUAAAAUAUUGUAUUCAAUACAAUUAUAUAUUCACACACACACACACACACACACACACACACAGUCAGCACUCAGAUAUACAACACUCAGAUACACGUCGCGUUUUACUAUCCUUGUAUUAAGAAACAAAUCAAUUCCCAUUAUAUAUGUAACAAAUGAAUGCACUUACCUGUCACACUCGAUUUCCAACUCCAGCACCAUCUUUCUGAUACAAAGCCCAUCUCUUCAAUGUUACAAUUUAUUUGCAACACAGGCCGCAUUUUUUUUUUUCUUUCAUCUCUUGCAUGCGCAAAUCAGUCUGUCUUUAUUGUGCAGUUCUGCAGCACUUCCUUCAGUUCCACCUGACGAAAAUGCAGCAAUAACAAAGAG
This is a messenger RNA of Acipenser ruthenus (sterlet), 1804 nucleotides long. RefSeq names its product pro-opiomelanocortin-like. The record is from RefSeq and is a predicted model, not a curated record. Lineage: Eukaryota; Metazoa; Chordata; Actinopteri; Acipenseriformes; Acipenseridae. Gene Ontology annotation, molecular function: hormone activity. The transcript has 3 exons. Gene Ontology annotation, cellular component: extracellular region. The coding region runs from base 235 to 1029 and encodes 264 amino acids.